CACCAUCCGUGAUAACCUGUGUACUACAGGUAUAAACACAGUCACCAUCCGUGAUAACCUGUGUACUACAGGUAUAAACACAGUCACCAUCCGUGAUAACAUGUGUACUACAGGUAUAAACACAGUCACCAUCCGUGAUAACCUGUGUACUACAGGUAUAAACAGUUUCAAUCCGCACGAAAUUUAACAUUAAUGUGGUUAAAAACGUGUCAUAUGAAUAGAAACUUAAGAUUGCUAUCCUGGAGUUAAGUUUCCUCCUGUUCCAAUCACAAUGCUUGGGCUACAGACUGUCCAUUGGUAUAGAUAAGCUGCCCCUUUCAGACUGACGAGGAGGGCUUGUUUUAUAGAGAACCACGUACAUUUUAUAUUCUAUAGUGUUUUUGUGGUUUUAUUGUUAUCAGUGCCACAGACUGUUUGCAAUCUCAACAUCUCUAGUCCUUGUAUUGCAAGAACUGUAUAGUGUGAGUCACAAUAAUAUUUAAUAAUAUCUAAUGAUUAUUUUAAUCACAAAUCAUUGUUAAUCACGAAAAUAAUAAUAAUGAUAAAAAAAAUAAUGGGAAAGAAAAAGAUUUUCAGGAAUAUUGACUCAAUUAAAAUCAAACGUGUUGAUUUACCAGGUUUCCAGACACAUGAUAGUUCACCAUAGCUACUCUCAGUGAUUGUUUUUGUGCAGUGCUAACACGGCUUAGUAAUAUUGUACCACAGUGGUAACACGCUUACCUUUUACUUUGGCGGCCGGGGUUCGACUCCUCGAUCGGAUGUGAAGAGGUAUGGGGUCAACUGCCUGGGUUCUCCGGUUUUCUUCCACAGUUAGACCAUAAGCGCGCUUCAAUUCGGGUCAAAAAGCGUGAUUAAUAUAGGUUGAUAUCAUUUGUUUUACAAUUGUUGUAAAAUAAACAAAGUUGACAUUUUUACUUCUAUGGAUCGUCUAGGUUAGGAUAUAACACCGAUGGGAGGUAGCGAUCAGGGGAGUUUUGUGAAAUUGUAAUUUAACUUUGCUGUUAGACGUUAUUGUUUAAUCUACGUUAGGACACAUUUCGAACAAGAUGAAAGGAGUUUUAAGACAAAAUAUUUUUUGAUAUUUUCAUAUUUCUAAACAAUUGAUAAGUUUCGAUUGUUUCUUGACAUUAAGUAUUGAUCGGACAUGUUUUAGACUGUUUGACAAAUUCCAAUACUUAGUUCAGAUAUAUUAUCAUAACUGUGGCAUGGGUAUGGGAUUGAUAGGUUGUGAAUGUAUCUUAUCUUGUAUCCUUCUUGUCUGUGAUGCAAGACAGAACAACACUUUCUACCUGUCUUUACAGACGCGGGAUUGUGCCUCGCCUUCCACACCCUGUCAGUGUAAAGAUUAUCACAGAAUGGCCACGAUAUGCUACCGAGUGGACAUAAGUGCCGAUCUAUUUAUUGUGGAUGUAUCCUCCAAUGAACGGGCAGAUUUCAUUAUACGGGUUUACUACGAUUACUAUGGCGACCGCACUUUAGUUUCAAGAUUGAAAAGGAAACCAGUCUCCUGUCGCCUGUCAAACUUACCAGAGAGAAACUACACUAUAUUGGUUCACACUACGACACGAAAUAACAAGGACGAGUGUUACUGUGGUGGCUUGAUGGACCGCUGGUGUGAUGCUUGUAGUAUCCAAGUCACCAAUGUCAGUUACUCAGAAACCUGGACCGCCUCCUCUAGAACCCAAACCCCGGUGUCCUCGUCGACACUGAUAGUUGCCACUGUACCAGAAAGAGCCCCAAAACAGCACAAAAAAGAAUCGACAACUGACACUACUGAAAAAUCCACUUUUUCUUCUUCGCAUUCAGGCGACCCCCUCCCGACAGUCGUACAACCUUCAGACGAAUCGCCCUAUGCACCGGUGGUGAUAGCCAUGUCUAGCUGUGUCGUUCUGGUUCUUGUGUUGAUUUUGUUCAUCCAACAAUGCAAAGGAAAGCUUCACAUGUGUUCGCAUACUAAGGCAAGCCAACAGACACCUUCGUCAAAACAGGAAAUCCUGUUACACCCCGAAAGUCCCCUCACGGAAAAAUCCGUUAUACUUUCAACAAAAUUGUCGGGAAAAGACUCUUCCGAAGACGUUCUGGAUUCCGGAUUCCAAAGCAAGUCAGCCUGUCAGUGUUCGAUAUUGUAUAACGCGUACAAUGGGGACGACAUGGACUCUGUCUACGACGAAAAAUGGGGUGCCUUCUCUAUUCCAAAACCUGUUACGUAUGAGCUGGGGCAAAACGACAAAUCCGAAAACAGCCAAAGAAAGGGUUCUAAUCCGAGGAAAAAGGACAAGGUGACUGGGCCGGUACAUGCAAUACCUCAUUCGAUGCCUUCUAAUUUGUACUUCAGUCCACCGGAGGAUCAGAGUUUGGCUUUAUCAGAGGAAAUGUUCAGAAUUAACGGCGCAUAUAUGAAAAGCAUUAAAGUGGAACCAAUCCAACAACUUCCGACAAUCAGGCCAGAUGAUAUGGUUAGGUCGUGCCAGGUGUGUCAAAGAAAUCAUGCAAAGGAACGCUUUCCAGAUCCAGGACAUGCACCUCCUUCGACUUUUGACAUACUAAGCCUAGGAGGCAAAAGCGUAUAGUGAGAAUCAUUCUAGUGUCAAAUAUCUCCAACGAGAGAAAACAAUAAACCCAUUAUCUCGCAGUGUAUACUCAAACGAUGUAUCCUCUUAUUGGGAAGAGAUACAGGAAAUCUCUGUGUGUGGAAAGUAACAUCACUGGAUCGACUUACGACUAAAGCAAUAUGUGCGUAUAACUAUACGUGUAUUGUUGUCAAUAAACAUUCGGUUUUAUAUCCAAUUCAGACAGUCAGCAUAUGUAUAGCUUUAAAUAUCUCGUGUACAAUAUACAUAUUUUAUGACCGAUAAAAAUGUCUGAUGUUAUCCGAUAACAUGAUGGCAUUUAUUGAUAUACAAUCAUACAAAAUAACAAAAUUCAAAGACAGUGUUACACUGUCGAGAUGAGAUAUGCGAAUAUGAACGCAUUUAUGUAUAUAUAUACAUUGCUAUCUGGGUAUUCAUCUCAUCUAAUAGACAACUUGUCACUAUGAUCAUGUAAGGAUAUUGGGCCGACCAUCUGAACCGUUUUCUGUUUAAACUGCGGGUAUAUCUCGUUUUGCAAAUAGGCGCCGUAGAUCGUAAGCUCGAGGCCUGGUCAUGGUUUCUUCCUUCGUCAUUUGUGUUACUAUGGUUACAUAUAUUGCUGAUCCUUCACUGGUGUCAUAUUCAUCAGCAUGAUCUUCUUUCUUUUUUUUUUCUUGUCACAAGACACCUCGAAAUAUUGACAAACUACAGUUAACUGCUACGAUGUGGUAAACUGCUAAUAUUAUGAUCAUUUAAUUUGUUACAUCACAAUAAAACUUUUUAAGUGAAAUAAAUUGAUAUAACUAAUCACU
This is a messenger RNA of Pecten maximus, 3382 nucleotides long. RefSeq lists its product as uncharacterized. The record is from RefSeq and is a predicted model, not a curated record. The coding region runs from base 1206 to 2570 and encodes 454 amino acids. The transcript is spliced from 7 exons. Lineage: Eukaryota; Metazoa; Mollusca; Bivalvia; Pectinida; Pectinidae.